This is a messenger RNA of Urocitellus parryii (Arctic ground squirrel), 2393 nucleotides long. The record is from RefSeq and is a predicted model, not a curated record. Lineage: Eukaryota; Metazoa; Chordata; Mammalia; Rodentia; Sciuridae.
CCCCCGGAAGGGCCAUGCAUGCCCACCCCAAGGAGAUGGUGCCCCUAGUGGGCAGGAGGACCACUGGCCCCAGUGGAAACCCUGUUGUCCUGACAGAGAAGAGACCGGCAGAAGUCACCCCCACCAAGAAGAGUGCACACUUCUUCCUGGAAAUAGAAGGGUUUGAGCCCAACCCCACUGUUGCCAAGACCUCUCCCCCCAUCUUCUCCAAGCCCAUGGACUCCAACAUCCGGCAGUGCAUCUCUGGCAACUGUGAUGACAUGGACUCUCCCCAGUCUCCACAGGAUGAUGUGACAGAGACUCCAUCCAAUCCCAACAGUCCAAGUGCAAACCUGGCUAAGGAAGAGCAGAGGCGGAAGAAGAAGCGGCUGAAGAAGCGCAUCUUUGCAGCAGUGUCUGAGGGCUGUGUGGAGGAACUGGUGGAGCUGCUGGCGGAGCUGCAGGAGCUUUGCAAGAGGCGUCGCGGUGGCAUGGAUGUGCCUGACUUCCUCAUGCACAAGCUGACGGCCUCAGACACAGGGAAGACCUGCCUGAUGAAGGCCUUGUUAAACAUCAACCCCAACACCAAGGAGAUCGUGCGGAUCCUGCUGGCCUUUGCCGAGGAGAACGACAUCCUGGACAGGUUCAUCAACGCCGAGUACACUGAGGAGGCCUAUGAAGGGCAGACGGCGCUGAACAUCGCCAUCGAGCGGCGCCAGGGAGACAUCACCGCGGUGCUCAUCGCGGCGGGCGCCGACGUCAACGCCCAUGCCAAGGGGGUCUUCUUCAACCCCAAGUACCAGCACGAAGGCUUCUACUUCGGUGAGACGCCCCUGGCCCUGGCGGCAUGCACCAACCAGCCCGAGAUCGUGCAGCUGCUGAUGGAGAACGAGCAGACGGACAUCGCCUCGCAGGACUCUCGGGGAAACAACAUCCUACACGCGCUGGUGACGGUAGCCGAGGACUUCAAGACCCAGAAUGACUUUGUUAAGCGCAUGUAUGACAUGAUCCUGCUGAGGAGCGGCUCCUGGGAGCUGGAGACCACCCGCAACAAUGACGGCCUCACGCCACUGCAGCUGGCCGCUAAGAUGGGCAAGGCCGAGAUCCUGAAGUACAUCCUCAGUCGUGAAAUCAAGGAGAAGCCGCUCCGGAGCCUGUCAAGGAAGUUUACUGACUGGGCAUAUGGCCCUGUGUCGUCCUCACUGUAUGACCUCACCAACGUGGACACCACUGCAGAUAAUUCUGUGCUGGAGAUAACCGUCUACAACACCAACAUCGAUAAUCGGCAUGAGAUGCUGACCCUGGAGCCCCUGCAUACGCUGUUGCACAUGAAGUGGAAGAAAUUUGCCAAAUACAUGUUCUUCCUGUCCUUCUGCUUUUAUUUCUUCUACAACAUCACCCUGACUCAUCUUUUGCUAAAGUCCCUGGGAGGAGGGUAUGCCCUCCCACACCCCUUGGCCCUGACGCACAAGAUGGCGUGGCUGUAGCUGUUGGAGAGGAUGUUCGUGCUGAUCUGGGCCACAUGCAUCUCUGUGAAAGAGGGUAUCGCCAUCUUCCUGCUGAGAACCUCGGAUCUGCAUUCCAUCCUGUCAGAUGCCUGGUUUCACUUUGUCUUUUUUAUCCAAGCUAUGCUUGUGAUACUGUCUGUCUUCUUGUACUUGUUUGCCUACAAAGAGUACCUCGCCUGCCUCGUGCUGGCCAUGGCCCUGGGCUGGGCGAACAUGCUCUACUACACACGCGGCUUCCAGUCCAUGGGCAUGUACAGCGUCAUGAUCCAGAAGGUCAUUUUGCAUGAUGUCCUGAAGUUCUUGUUUGUAUAUAUCGUGUUCUUACUUGGAUUUGGAGUAGCCCUGGCCUCGCUGAUCGAGAAGUGUUCCGAGGACAACAAGGACUGCAGCUCCUACGGGAGCUUCAGUGACGCGGUGCUGGAGCUCUUCAAGCUCACCAUAGGCCUGGGCGACCUGAACAUCCAGCAGAACUCCACGUACCCCAUCCUCUUCCUGUUCCUGCUUAUCACCUACGUCAUCCUCACCUUCGUCCUCCUCCUCAACAUGCUCAUCGCCCUGAUGGGAGAGACAGUGGAGAAUGUCUCCAAGGAGAGUGAGAGGAUCUGGCGCCUACAGAGAGCCAGGACAAUCUUGGAGUUUGAGAAAAUGUUACCAGAAUGGCUGAGAAGCCGAUUCCGGAUGGGAGAGCUGUGUAAAGUCGCAGAGGGAGACUUCCGGCUGUGCCUGCGGAUCAAUGAGGUGAAGUGGACCGAAUGGAAAACCCACGUCUCCUUCCUUAACGAAGAUCCGGGACCCAUCAAACGGACAGCAGAUAUCAACAAAAUCCAAGAUUCUUCCAGAAACAACAGCAAAACCACUCUCAAUGCAUUUGACGAAAUGGAUGAAUUUCCAGAAACUUCAGUGUAG